Jatropha curcas is the source of this 1050-nucleotide messenger RNA. Its product is annotated as Protein-tyrosine phosphatase-like, PTPLA. The record is from RefSeq and is a predicted model, not a curated record. Gene Ontology annotation, molecular function: 3-hydroxyacyl-CoA dehydratase activity. Gene Ontology annotation, biological process: sphingolipid biosynthetic process; fatty acid elongation; very long-chain fatty acid biosynthetic process. Gene Ontology annotation, cellular component: endoplasmic reticulum membrane. NCBI's taxonomy places the organism in Eukaryota, Viridiplantae, Streptophyta, Magnoliopsida, Malpighiales, Euphorbiaceae.
UCUUCCAUAGGCCAUAGCCAUCUGAUUCUGAGGUAGGUUCGCACAUUUAUUGUCACAAACAAAGCAAUAGAAAGAAAGAAAGAUAAGAACACGGUGUUGUGGGUUUUCGUCCACAGACUUGCCCAUGAAUACAUAACUUCAUACCGCAGAGCUUUUCUGUCACUUAAACGCAUCAAUGAAGUUGUCACUUCCGAAGCUCUAUCUCCUUACUUACAAUUCCCUUCAAGCCUUUGGAUGGACAAUUGCUCUCUUUAGAAUUUUAAGCAGCUUUAUUUCCUCCCGUUCAAUCAACGGAGCUUAUGCCUCUGCUGGGGAACUUAUCUGUCUAUUGCAAGUUGCUGCAUUCUUGGAAGUGAUACAUGGAGCUCUAGGUAUUGUUCCAAGUGGGUUUUUGUUCCCUCUUAUGCAAUGGGGAGGAAGAACUCAUUUCGUGUUCUAUGUGCGAAACAUAGUUGAGGUCCGGGAGUUGCCAUCAGUUUUUAUAACCUUUUUGGUUUGGAGCCUAGCUGAGGUAAUUAGGUAUUCGCAUUAUGCUCUCAACUGCCUUGGAAAUUGUCCAUCUUGGCUCACUUACCUCAGGUAUACUGCAUUCAUUGUUCUAUAUCCUAUUGGAAUUCUUCCUGGUGAAAUGUGGCUUAUGUAUCAAGGAAUUCCAUUUGCAAAGAAGAACCACCUUUAUGCUAGUUUAUUUUCUGCUCUCCCAUUCAGUUAUACUGACUUUAUAAAGGCUGUGCUUAUGCUCUACCCCUUCUUAUGGUUGAGACUUUACUUGCAUUUGUUAAAGCAACGGCGGUCGAAACUGGGGAAACACCAUGAAAGGAAGAGAAAGUGAAUAUUGGAGUGUGAGUACUAAAUCUUGAUUGCAGAACCUCAAGAGUAGAAAUUAUUUAAACUGAUGUUGUUUCAUCUUCAAACAAAUCAUAUUUUCACCAAAAUUAAGAAAUCAGUUUAACUAAUUAUUUUUCCUUAUUUUUUCCUAAUAUACUUCUAGUAUCGCAUAACUCCUCUAAAAUGUAAAAUUGUCUUUAAUAUCAUUUCUUAGUUGAAUAA